ACAAACACCACCGAAACGUCACUCCUCGCGCUGUCACUUGUCCAACACGAGCGGUGCUAAGCGCCCCAGCGACCACCAAACCAUCCCACGGUUUUAAACCACCCACCGAACCAAACCAGAUUCAAGCGAAACCAGUUUCGCGACCACUGUCGCAAAUUUCAACUCGAACAACAAAAAUCAAACUGGAAAAACAAGCCGAAAAACCAUCGCAUUUUUGAAAAAAAUCAGUAACUUCACUGCGUCAGGUUGGCACCGGAUGUAAACAUAACCUAAAGUUAAAAUACCAUGGAGGUUGAUUUGUUGCGUCCAGGGACAGUCCCGAUAGCCCCCGACACUGUCCUCUGGUUCGAGUUUUUGCUCCACCAUGACCUCCUACUGAGCCACCUCCAAAAACCAGUCCCAGACCCGGGACCCACGGAAUUAAUUGCCAAAUUCUCCGAUGCCAUCGCUGAUACGCUACGAAAUCGACUGGAGACCGAAAACGGCGACGUUAUGCUCAUAGAAUCAAUGCACGAAAAUGUGAAACAACCGGCGAAAAAUAUCGCCCUGAAAAUACUAUCGUUGAAAGUUGCAGCGUUUAUUAAAUGGGACCUGGCACAAAUCAGGUCGUUGCCCUUCAAGACCCAAAUCCAUUUAUUGCAAGUCUUACUAUAUUUUACUAAUGAUAAAACAACGGCCGAAAUACCAAAUAUUGACCUCAAACCGGACGAGUCUGUCCCAUCGCCCUAUCUCUUCGCCCUUGUGGUGUACCAUAGGUGGUUACUUAAUGUCACCAUGCACAGGAUUACCUCAAACUGGCAAAUGCGGCUAGGCAACACGGAGAUAUCACCAGCGGAAGAGAACAUAAUUUGCUCGCACGAGAAUGUGCGGAAAACGGUUGAAUUCCUCAAAAGUGCGCUCAGCUGGGACGAAGUCCCCAGUAUGCUAACUUUCGAUUGCUUCAAACUGCCAACUGAGACCAACGAUCUUGAAUUCGAUUGGUCCUCAGCUCAGAGUAUCACAAAAGAGGAGUUUAGCGCCCAAUUAAACUACGACUUGGGGACGUUUUUCUUCUACAAGGAGGACUACAACAUGGCUCGUGACCAUUUUGCUAAAUGCUUGAGUAGUUACAAAGCCAUGAAAGAUAAUAACGGUUUUGUUAAAUUUAAUGUAAGUGUGCUGGAGGUGUAUGUGAGGGCAUGUAGCGGCGAUGGUUCAAAAGGCAGUCUUUUGGAACAGUUGAAUACGUCCGUGGUCAACCAGUUCAUGGGGAUUACUUCAAUUUUACAACAGGAUAAUAUUUUGCGUGAAAUCCCCCUCUCACAUCGAAUUACGCUCGAGUUGGACAUUCAGGGGGCUUUAUCGAGUGGCACGUUCACAGUUGCUCGCGAUUUAUUAAAUAAAAUCAGGGCCUUGAACGUGGUCAGGUGUGUUUUGGACCAAAAACCCACCUAUCAUUGCUCACUUAAAAGUGGCGAUAUUUUAAUUUGGGCUGUCGAAGCAACGUGGAAGUCACUCAACGACACUGAUAAACAUUUGGUUAAGAAAUUCAUCCUAGACUUGGUCCUAAAAAACGAAAUCCCUGAUCUUUUGUCGUGUGUUCAAGCCAAUGAAACACUUGCAAAAUUAUUUGAUAAGAGCGACCUCAGUUUUAUUAAAACCACCGAAAGUCACGACGAAAUACCCGAAUCUUUGUACAAGACAAGUUGGACGCUGUACGAUUGUUUUAAGAAACGUAAACCCAAAUUGGAAAUUAAACAACUGGAGCAAGACUUAAUUGCAACUUACGACCAUAAGGAAAUUCGCGAGUUGUUGAAAAAAAUCAGCAUGAACCAACUUGCAACUAACGUCUGGAAUAUCAACGCACAGUGGGAUUUACCGAUUCCCAUCCAGUCAGUGAUUAAGUCAUUGCCGAAAGGUUUCUUGCAUGAUUUCAGUUUCGUUAUGAUGGCCAAAGCCAGGGAACAAAUGUUGAAUAAAGUGUGGAACUCAUCGCUUGAGUUGUUACUAAUUUUGGACAAAGAGCUCGGUUCUGGUAACGGUAACAUUGGCAAAUUAUCACGUCUGAUAAGCUGGGAGAUACUACUAGUGCAAAUAACCCAACUGUUGGAGGAGUGGCCAAAAAGCACCAUUGACAAGGUGGCCCUUGCCGAUGCGUGUGAGGCUUGCCUCCAAACCAACAACGAAUCAGUCUUGCCACGCACCGAAAUAACAGAACAGUGCGUCCUUUGUUUGCUAAAUCUCGGCCGUUGGGAGUUUUUAAUUAAUUGCGAUAAAAGGUGGCCCUCGUUUGAAAUCACCUCAGCGAUUGCGUUAGCCUGCCAGGAAUUGAUCAAGCAGAAAGGGAACAAAAAAUUAUCCAAGAAUUUGUGGGAGAUUGUCUUGCCAAUUUUUGGCCAUGCCCCGCAACAAUCAAAACGGGGGAAUUCCGGAAAUUCGGUGUUUCACGACGCUCAAGCACAGAUAACUAAUUUGCGAAAUAACGUAAUGGCGAUUUUUGGUAAACUGAGAGACUCGACUGUUUUGGCUGUGGUUAUUUCGAUGUUGGCACGACUGCAUAAUAUUCUGAAGGAUGAGACCAGCUUGGAGGUGCAGGUGGAUUAUGUGAUGCUUUGGCCGGCCGUGAUCAGCAACGCCAAUUCAUACAACAUGAAAAUAGCCCACGACGUUCUUUCCCAAAUGGUAACUCAAGCCCUCCAGUACUAUCCAACAAGCAUUCCUUGGUUGAGGCUAUUGGGGGACAUAAAUUUCGCAAACGGUCAUUACAACGUAUCUUUGAAAUAUUAUCUCAAAUCCCUGCUAAUUUACAACGACUAUUUCAACAUUCCGGUGCGUCACGACGACCACGUCUUCCGCCGCAUGAUUAAGUGUUGCAUAGCCUUGGGGUGCAACACCCAGGCGGCCGUUCUGUGCCAAUUCCUGGAAGAGCCCGACUAUGUUUUAGCGUUCCGUAUAUUGGGGGACCAGAAAUAUUGCAAUGACGCCGUCGAUGCGUAUUACCAUUGCAUUUGGGACACCAAUAUUCUGGAAUAUCUGAUACACACCCACAACAAACGGGGGGAGUACCAGAGACGCAAAUGCGCAACGCAGGUGAUUGGCUCGUUGGAGGUGAAUUCGAACAACAACGAGGAGAUUCAAAGGGAAGCGAGUAAUUUACGGAAAAGCACGUUUCUGAGGGCGCUAUGCAAACAAUACGUGUUUUAACAGUUCUAUUAUGUAAUAAUAGCUACAAUUGUAAAAAUAAUCACUGUGUGGCUUAAACGGUAGAAAUAAAAUUUAAACAAAAUAUA
Molecule: messenger RNA, 3269 nt
Organism: Tribolium castaneum (red flour beetle)
Lineage: Eukaryota; Metazoa; Arthropoda; Insecta; Coleoptera; Tenebrionidae
Gene: IntS8
Product: Integrator 8
Exons: 10
Coding region: 286-3183 (965 amino acids)
Biological process (GO): snRNA 3'-end processing
Cellular component (GO): integrator complex
Source: RefSeq, a predicted model, not a curated record